Molecule: messenger RNA, 1625 nt
Organism: Psylliodes chrysocephalus
Lineage: Eukaryota; Metazoa; Arthropoda; Insecta; Coleoptera; Chrysomelidae
Source: the annotation of a GenBank genome assembly
CUCACUUUAGAGAUACAAGGUUAUUGUCGAUUGUAGUAAAUUAUUUAAUUCCAUCUAUAUUAUAUCCAAUCAGUCUUUUAAAAUAGUUCAAGAUGAGUGUUAAGCUAACGGAAGAACAGAACAAGUUGAUCGAGAAAAUAGCAAAAGAUAACGGUUUUAGUGAUUACGAAUUGAUAACCAACCCCGGAUCCGAAAAAGGCGAUAAUUUUUUGGGAAUCUUAACUACAGUUACUAUCAAAAAUGAAGAUAAACGCCUGGAAUUGAUUUUAAAAGCAGCGCACCAAAGCGAAGCUUUUAGAAAAGCUGCUCCACUACGAGUGGCCUACAUAAGAGAGAUUUUUAUAUAUGAACAUAUAUUUGAAGAGUUUAAAAAAUUCCAGGAAGAAUACAACAUUCCGAACCCUUUUGAUAGUUAUGUUAAAAUGUAUGCUGCUUCUACACUGGACGGGCAUGAAUGUUUUGUAAUGGAAAACUUAAAAGUAGAAGGAUUUAAAUUGUGGGACAAGAAAGUCCCGAUGAAUGCGGGACACAUAUCAAAGGUUAUUAAAGAAUAUGCAAAAUUCCACGCUAUUUCUAUAGCACUGAAACACAAACAUCCUGAAAUUUUUAAAGAACUAACAAAAGAUAUAACCGAUGCUGCCUUUCAAGAUGGAAACAACGAUGAAGAAAAUAAAGUAAAAUUUGAAUCGUUUAUUAAAGCUGUUUGUUCUACUGCUUCCAAAGCCUUUGAAGACGACCCUGUUCUGACAGGAUAUUUUAAAGAAUUUGAAUCUGCAAUAUAUAAUUUUGUUGCUACGGAUUUUAAAGAUCCUGAAUAUAAACAAGUUAUAGUUCAUGGAGAUUGUUGGUGUAAUAAUUUUUUGUUCAAAUACGAUGAUAACAAUAAUAGCAUUCAACCUUCACUUUUAAGGAUAAUUGAUUGGCAAAUAACGAUGCUGAGCUCACCAGCCUAUGACUUUUGCUACUUCUUCCUAGCGCAUAGUCCGAAAGAAAUAUUAGACGAUUACAGAACGUACCUGAAUUUAUACUACGACACAUUUUCCAAACAUCUUCAACACUUCAACUGCGAUCCAGAGGAGUUCUCUUAUUCAAGAAUGGAAAAACACGUUAGCAAAUUUAUGGUAUUCGGAUUGAGCACGUGUUUGAUGGUAUUAAAGAUUAUGUUGGCCGAUUCUGAGGAAGCUCCUGAUUUCCAGAAAAUCUCAGAAAAUGGAGAUUUAAUGGAAGGAAUGAACUUUGAAGUUGGUAAUAUGGAUGCGUAUAAGAAUAGGGUCAAAGAUAUUCUUAUAUUUUUGAAGGAUAAUAACUUUCUUACAAAUUGAUGUUUGUGAUUUAGAUAUAUAAUUUUAUUAGUAUUUUGACCAAUUUUAGUUUGCCAAUAUGAAUCAUAUUAGGCAGAUAUACUCCUAAAACUUAUUGUUCUUUUAUUUUAGAACAAUUUAUUUAAUUUUUGUUACUACUAAUUGACACGAUGAGUUAAAAAUAUUUAAAUAAAAAAAAAUAUCUAUAUUUAUAAUAUUUUAUAGUGUCAUUGUGUGCAUUAAGUUGAAUCAUAUGAAUAAUUUUGUUUAUUAUUAUAAGUAAUACGUCAAGGUUAAAUUGUUAAUUCACAGUAUUCUAUUGUA